Zingiber officinale is the source of this 1869-nucleotide messenger RNA. RefSeq names its product pectinesterase-like. The transcript has 3 exons. Gene Ontology annotation, biological process: cell wall modification. The record is from RefSeq and is a predicted model, not a curated record. NCBI's taxonomy places the organism in Eukaryota, Viridiplantae, Streptophyta, Magnoliopsida, Zingiberales, Zingiberaceae. Gene Ontology annotation, molecular function: pectinesterase inhibitor activity; pectinesterase activity. The coding region runs from base 1 to 1869 and encodes 622 amino acids.
AUGUCGGCCUUCCAAGACUUCAGCUACCUAUCCGAGCGCCGCCGCGCCGAGCGAGCGCAACGCCGCAAACGCAUGAUGAUUGCUGCCGGUUCCGUCUCUGUGAUCCUCGUCGUCGCUGUUUGCGCGGCAGCUGCCGUUGUCUAUAACUCCAAGUCCACCACCUCCACCGCCACCACCACUGCCAAUUCCGCUUCUCCUUCCUCCUCCUCUUCCUCCCAUAAAUCCUCCUCCUCUUCCUCGUCCUCGUCCUCGUCCUCCUCCUCCUCCAACUCCACCAAGGGGUUUCAAGUUUCCAACGCCGUUCAAGUCCUCUGCUCGCCGACUGACAACCACACUGUCUGCGAAUCCACCCUGAAAAACGUAGUGAACUCUACGUCUACCCCUAAAGACCUGGUCCGUGCCGCCGUAGCCGUCAUUGUCGACGAGGUCGGCAAGGCAUUCGCGCACUCCGACGCGAUCGGGACGGCAGACCCGGCAGUAAAGAGCGCUGUAGAGGUCUGCCAAAAGCUACAUAAGUACGAGGUGGCUGAGCUCAACAACACACUGAAUACCAUUGACGCGCACCACCUGAACCAACUCCCGGAGCAGGUGCACGAGCUCAAGAACUGGCUUAGCGCAGCCGCCACUUACCAAGAGACCUGCAUCGAUGGCUUCCCUGACGGAGAGCAAAAGGACAAGAUGAAGGUCGCGAUGACCACCGCCAAGCAGCUCACCAGCAACGCUUUGGCCAUCAUCGGCAGCUUGUCCUCGUUCCUUUCGCUAAUCAAAAUCAGCGGCGGGAGCGGCGGCCGACGUCUCCUCGCCAAGGACCAACGAAUGAUUGCAGAUCACUCAAAGGCAAUCGGGGAGGAUGGUUUUCCCAAUUGGCUUCGUGACGGUGACGACAGACGGUUUCUCCUCGGCCGCGCAGCCAAGCAGUUGACCCCUAACGUGACGGUGGCUAAGGACGGUAGCGGAGACUUUAAGAGCAUCUCUGAGGCGCUUGCUAAAAUACCAAGCUCUUACAAUGACCGGUAUGUGAUCUACGUGAAGGAAGGCGUGUACGAGGAGCAGGUGGUGGUGGACAUGAACAUGAUCAACGUCACCAUGUACGGUGAUGGCUCAAGGAAGAGCGUCAUCACCGGAAGCAAGAACUUCGUCGACGGCACCAAGACUUUUGAAACCGCCACUUUUGCGGCGAUCGGGGACGGAUUCAUUGCGAUAGCGAUCGGAUUUCAGAACACAGCGGGGGCAGCGAAGCACCAGGCGGUGGCGCUCCGGGUUCAGUCGGACCGCGCCAUCUUCCUCAACUGCCGCAUGGAGGCGUACCAGGACACGCUCUAUGCUCACACCCACCGUCAGUUCUACCGCGGCUGCCUCAUCCUCGGCACCGUCGACUUCAUCUUCGGCAACGCCGCCGCCAUCUUCCAAAAUUGCAUCUUCAGCGUGCGCCGCCCCCUCGACAACCAACAGAACAUCGUGCUGGCGCAGGGGCGCACCGGCAGCCACGAGGCCACGGGUUUCGUGGUCCACAACACCCGGUUCACCGCCGAGCCUGACCUCAUGGAGACGGCCGGCAAGAUCCCCAGCUACAUCGGCCGCCCCUGGAAGGAGUUCUCCCAUACCGUGGUCAUGGAGUCUGACAUCGGAGACUUCAUCAGCCCCGACGGGUACAUGCCGUGGGACGGCGACUUCGCCCUCAAGACACUUUCCUACACGGAGUACGGGAACAAGGGAGGAAGUGCCGACACCUCGAAGCGCGUCAAAUGGUCGGGCUUCAAGGUGAUCGGUCGGAACGACGCAAUGGCCUUCACCCCAACGACCUUCAUACAGGGAGAUGAUUGGAUCCCCAAAACCGGCACGCCGGUGCGCUUAGGCCUCUUUGAUUGA